Messenger RNA from Jaculus jaculus (lesser Egyptian jerboa), 3157 nucleotides. Its product is annotated as zinc finger protein 420-like. The record is from RefSeq and is a predicted model, not a curated record. Gene Ontology annotation, molecular function: DNA-binding transcription repressor activity, RNA polymerase II-specific. The coding region runs from base 157 to 2790 and encodes 877 amino acids. Gene Ontology annotation, biological process: negative regulation of transcription by RNA polymerase II. The transcript is spliced from 6 exons. NCBI's taxonomy places the organism in Eukaryota, Metazoa, Chordata, Mammalia, Rodentia, Dipodidae.
CCACAGCCUGGCGGAAGUCUCUCCUGAGCCAGGUUUCUUCCGGGCGUCGUGGGAGGCGUUUCCACGUUGUGUUUCUUGUCCCGGGUCUGUAGAGAUCGAGUCCCGGUCCCCGUGUUCCUGCGCCUCGGGGUGUGCGGAGACCCACGAGGACGCCAGAUGCCCGGGCAGCGGGAAAUGGGGUCCCUGUCAUUUGAGGACGUGUCUGUGGACUUCACCCGGCAGGAGUGGCAGAGGCUGGAUGCUGCCCAGAGGACCCUCUACAGGGAUGUGAUGCUGGAGAACUACAGCAGCCUGGUGUUCUUGGGAUGCUGCAUGACCAAGCCUGAGGUGAUCGUCAAGUUGGAGCAUGGAUUUGGGCCAUGGAGGGUAGCAGAAGCCUCAGUCUGGAACCUCCCAGAUGUUCCUAAAGUUACUGAUCCAGUUGACACCAUCCAGAAUAAUCAGAAGAGCAAUUUGUGUCCAUGUGGAAUCACCAAGAGCAAGACAUUAAAUGAUGAAAUGUUUGAAAAUGAACUAAACUUGCACCAAAAAAUCUACCAAAAAACAAAAUGGAAUAAAGAUAAAGCAUAUAUGAAGGUGUAUUGCCAGGAGUCACAGCACACAAGAAACAUGAUGUCUCAUACAUGCAGAAAAUCUUCAUAUCACAUCUGUACUCACACUAAAUGUCAGACAAGGGAGAAUAAUGAUUACGAAUGUGAGGAAUGCAGAAAAAUGUUCUUGCAGUCAAACCACACAGUUCCUAUGAAAACUCCCACAAGAGAGAAGCCCUAUGCAUGCAGGGAAUGUGGAAAGAAAUUCACAUAUAAGGUGACUUUUAUUCGUCAUCAGCAAAUUCAUACAGGUGAGAAGCCGUAUGAAUGUGCAGAAUGUGGGAAAGCUUUUACUUACAAAUCUUACCUCACUCUUCAUGAGAGAAUUCAUAGAGGAGAGAAGCCCUAUGAGUGCACAACAUGUGAGAAACGUUUCUAUUGGAAGUCACAUCUCACUAGACACCAGAGCACUCAUACAGGUAAGAAGCCCUAUAAGUGUACAAAAUGUGGGAAAGCUUUCACUACAAAGUGUCACCUUAUUCGACAUCAGAGUGUACAUAUAAAUGAGAAGCUUUACGAAUGUGUAGAAUGCAAGAAAGCUUUGAGUACCAAGUGUCACCAUAUUCAUCAUCAGAGUGUACAUAUUAAUGAGAAGCCCUACGCAUGUACAGAAUGUGGGAAAGCUUUUGCUGCGAAGCAUUACCUCAAUUGUCAUCGGAGGACUCAUAAGGGUGAGAAGCCCUACGCAUGUACAGAAUGUGGGAAAGCUUUCACUCGGAAGAUGACCCUCACUGGUCAUCAGAGAAUUCAUACCGGCGAGAAGCCCUUUGUAUGUACACAAUGUGGAAAAGCUUUCUACAUGAAAUCAGACCUAACUAAACAUCGAAGAACCCAUACAGGUGAGAAGCCCUAUGAAUGUGCAGAAUGUGGAAAAGCUUUCACUCAGAAAUCAAAUCUUAUUAGUCAUGAAAGAAACCAUAUAGGAAAUAAGCUAUAUGAAUGUACUGAGUAUGGGAAAACAUUCACUCAGAAGUCGAAUUUUACUAUUCAUGAGAGAAAUACUACAGGUAACAAGCCCUAUGAAUGUACAGGCUGUGGGAAAAGUUUUACUACAAAGUGGUACCUCACUCAUCAUCAUAGAACACAUACAGGUGAGAAGCCCUAUCAGUGUACGGAUUGUGGGAAAGGUUUCACUACAAAGUGGUAUCUUUUUCAUCAUCAGAGAACACAUACAGGUGAGAAGCCAUAUAAAUGUUUGGAUUGUGGAAAAGGUUUCACUGUUAAGGGGCACCUCAUUCGUCAUCAAAUGACUCACACAAGAGAAAAGCCAUAUGCAUGCUUGGAAUGUGGGAAGGAAUUCACACGGAAGGAGGCUCUUGUUCGUCAUCAGAGAUUUCAUAGAGGUGAGAAGCCCUUUGAAUGUGCAGACUGUGGGAAAGCUUUCUACAUGAAGUCAGAACUCACUAAACAUCAGAGAAGCCACACAGGUGAGAAGCCCUAUGAAUGUGCAGAAUGUGGGAAAGCUUUCACUAGGAAGUCACAUCUUACUAUUCAUGAGAGAAGGCAUACAGAUAAGAAGCCUUAUGAAUGUGCAGAGUGUGGGAAAAGUUUUAUUACCAAGUGGUACCUCAGCAAUCAUCAGAGAUUUCACACAGGUGAGAAGCCCUUUGAAUGUGUGGAAUGUGAGAAAGCUUUCUGCAUGAAGUCAAAACUCACUAAACAUCAGAGAAUCCAUAUAGGUAAAAAGCCCUAUAAAUGUUCAAAUUGUGGGAAAGGCUUCACUGCAAAGUGGUACCUCAGUAAUCAUGAGAGAACACAUACAGGUGAGAAGCCUUAUAAAUGUAUAGACUGUGGUAAAGGUUUCACUACAAAGUCAUACCUCAGUAAUCAUGAGAGAACACAUACAGGUGAGAAGCCUUAUAAAUGUACGCAUUGUGGGAAAGAUUUCACUACAAAAUCCUACCUUAAUCAUCAUCAGAAAACACAUACAAGUGAGAGGUCCCAUAAAUGUACAGAUUGUGGGAAAAGUUUCACUUUAAAGUGGUAUCUCAAUCUUCAUCAGAGAAGGCAUACAGGUGAGAAGCCUUAUAAAUGUACAGAUUGCGGGAAAGGUUUCACUACAAAGUGGUACCUCUUUCAUCAUCAGAAAACACAUAAGGGUGAGAAACAAUUUAAAUGUACGGUUUGUGGAAGAGGCUUCACUGUCAACAGGUACCUGACUCAACAUCAAAGCAAAUGUAAGAAAGCUUUCAGAAGGUAACCUCACUGUUCAUGAGAAAGCUCACCCUGGUGUGAAGGCCUCUUAGUAUACAGAACAUGGAAAAGGUUUCUGUGACAAUUCAGUACAAGCUUGUCAGCAGAACUUAAGAGUGAGAAGCCUUUCCCUUAUAAGGAUUACCUCGCUAUAAGAGAAAUUCACAUAUGUGUGAAGGUCUACGUGGGAAACUGAGUAGCAAUAGUGAGGCAUACAUCACCAUGAUCUCUAUGUUGAACAUUUAUGUCUAUGUAUAACCUGUAAUCAUCAGGAAUUGGUGUAACUUGCAGAAAAUUUAAAGGGUCUCAUUGGAUAAGACUGCUGCAUUGUGACCAGUGUAAUAAAUUUCCCAAUUAUGUAUUUUUCAACAGUG